AUGGGGGUCGAGAGCCGUGGAGGCGUCUGGCAGCUUCAAAACCUUCAGCUGACUGAUUCCCGAAACAACAACACGUUUAUUUUCUCCUCUUGUUCUCCAGGAUUCAGUCGUGUGACAGAUUCUCUUCAGAAACUGCAUGUUGAUGGCUGUGUUGUUCUUUGCAGGGAUCUGAGCCGUAACAAGUUACGCACGUUUCCUGAAGCGCUGCUCGCCAGCCUGCCGCAGCUCAGCGAAAUAAAACUGAGUAACAACGAGUUCGAGUCGAUCCCGGAUUUGGGCCCAAACGCUGGAAACCUCAGCAGUCUGAUUCUAGCAUACAACAGGAUCUCGAGGAUCUCGGCAGAGCGGCUCAGUUCGCUGGUCGCCCUGGAGAUGCUGGACCUUAGCAACAACAAUAUUAUGGAGGUUCGCGCCUGGGCUUUUCCUCCUCUUCCUCUGAAAAACCUGUUGAUGAAUAAUAACCGUAUUUCCACGCUGGAGCACGGCUGCUUCAGUAAUCUGUCCAGCUCGCUGCUGGUGUUAAAGCUCAACAAAAACCGUCUGAGCUCCAUCCCACCCAAGAUCUUUCCUCUACCGCACCUGCAGCACCUAGAGCUGAGCAGGAACCGCGUGAGGCGCAUCGAGGGUCUGGCGUUUCACGGGCUUCACGGCCUGCACUCGCUGAAGAUCCAGAGGAACGGCAUCACGCGGCUCAUGGACGGCGCUUUCUGGGGUCUGAACAACAUGGAAGUCCUGCAGCUGGAGUACAAUAACCUGACGGAGGUGAGUAAAGGCUGGCUCUACGGCCUCCUGACGCUGCAGCAGCUGCAUCUGUCACACAACGCCAUCAGCCGCAUCAAACCCGACGCCUGGGAGUUCUGCCAGAAACUCGCCGAGCUCGAUCUGAGCUGGAACCAGUUGAGCCGUUUGGAGGAAGGUAGUUUCGUUGGUCUCAGCGUCCUCAAGCAGCUCCACAUCGGAAACAACCGCAUCAGUUUCAUCGCUGACGGAGCGUUUCGAGGCCUCGCCAACCUGCAGGCUCUAGACCUGAAGCAUAAUGAGAUCUCAUGGACCAUCGAGGACAUGAACGGCCCUUUCUCUGCUCUCGACAAUCUGAGGAAACUGUUCCUCCAAGGCAAUCGUAUCCGAUCGGUCACCAGGAAGUCCUUCACAGGCCUGGACCUGCUGGAGCAGCUGGACUUGAGCGACAACGCCAUCAUGUCGGUUCAAGCCAACGCUUUCUCUCAGAUGAAGAAGCUGGCAGAGCUGCACCUGAACACAUCCAGCCUGCUCUGCGACUGCCAGCUCAAGUGGCUUUCUCCGUGGGUGGCCGAACACGCUUUCCUUCCUCUGGUGAACGCCAGCUGCGCCCAUCCACAUCUGCUGAAGGGCAGAAGCGUUUUCGCCGUCGCCCACGAUGAGUUUGUGUGCGUGCUGCCGUACUUCACCAAAAUGCCGAUGGACCUGACGAUCCGCGCCGGAGCCACCGCGCGACUGGAGUGCGCCGCUAGCGGACACCCGUCUCCUCAGAUCGCCUGGCAGAAGGACGGAGGCACGGAUUUCCCCGCGGCCCGCGAGCGGCGGAUGCACGUCAUGCCGAGAGACGACGUGUUCUUCAUCGUGGACGUGAAGACGGAGGACGUCGGCGUUUACAGCUGCACUGCGCAAAACACCGCCGGCGCCGUCUCUGCUAACGCUACGCUAACGGUGCUGGAGACGCCGUCGUUCCUGCGUCCGCUGAUGGACCGUACAGUGGUGAAGGGCGAGACGGCGGUGCUGCAGUGUAUCGCGGGCGGCAGUCCUCCGCCUCGACUCAACUGGACCAAAGACGACAGUCCGCUGCAGGUGACGGAGCGACACUUCUUCGCUGCCGGGAACCAGCUGCUGAUCAUCGUGGACGCCGCGGACGCAGACGCAGGAACCUACACCUGCGAGAUGUCCAACCCGCUGGGCACGGAGCGAGGGAACCUGCGUCUGACCGUCAUGCCCAACCCAAACUGUGACCCGGGGCCGGCAGCCGGCGGGGCCCUGGGGCCGGAGGAGGACGGCUGGACUACAGUGGGCAUCGUGAUCAUCGCUGUGGUGUGCUGCGUGGUGGGAACCUCGCUGGUGUGGGUCGUGAUCAUCUAUCACACGCGCCGACGCAACGAGGACUGCAGCGUCACCAACACGGAUGAGACGAAUCUCCCGGCGGACAUCCCGAGCUAUCUGUCGUCUCAGGGAACGCUAGCGGAGCGUCAGGAUGGAUUCAUGGCGUCUGAGAGCGGCAGCAGCCUUCAGUACAUCAGCUCCUCCUCGGGAGGAUUUUACAUGCCACCCAAAGACCUCAGCAGCCUCUUCCAGCUGGACACAAGAAGUGAUGUGGACAUGGAGGCGGCGAUCGACCCCCUGCCGUGCCAUUAUCAGGGGCCUGUGGGUUCACUGCUGAGACGGAGCAACCGCUGCAGCCCUGAUCUGCCCGACACGUACAGCGCGUGUGCGUCAGAGCAGCGGCCCGUCGGUGUCACUUCCUCCUGCAGCAGGAAGUGUGAGUUCUACACCUGCAGCUCCGCCCUCGAGCCCUUCGAUCACAUGAUGAUGCAGCUGGGGGACACUUCCCGCGUGGAGGACUGUGAGAGCGGAGAGUGUGUUCUGGGCUCCUCGGGGUCAUAUAUGGGUACGUUUGGGAAAGCGCCGUGGCGGCCGCAGCAGGAGCUCUGCGCUCAUAACGCCGUCAUUCUUCAGGAGAAUCCGUACGCAGCGCUUCACGCCGACUCAGACCUGGACGAGGAGCACGCGAGCGUUUACGAGCAGCCGUUCGAUCUCAGGACGAUAGAGCGCUUUCCCACGUCUCCGCUGGGCUCUUAGCGCCGCCGCCAAAAACCCAGAAACGCUCUACCUCAAGAAAGGAGCUACGACUGAAUGUAAAUGACACGUUUGUACAGAAAAACAGAUUAUAUGCAUUUUAUACGAAAUUAUAUUUUGUAAAUCAAUAGUGUAAAUAUGACCCUUAUUUUUCCUACUCUUUUCCUGUAAAUGUACGCAGAUAUACUAGUUAACCGUGGGUUGUUUAAUCCAGAUCUGUUUAUGAUUAUUCCGCUUUGGCUUUUGCUUUGAAUAAAGCACAGUUUGCACAAACUAGUACACAAUAAACAUUCCCGUGAGCUGCUACACGCAC
Molecule: messenger RNA, 3136 nt
Organism: Sinocyclocheilus grahami
Lineage: Eukaryota; Metazoa; Chordata; Actinopteri; Cypriniformes; Cyprinidae
Gene: lrig3
Product: leucine-rich repeats and immunoglobulin-like domains 3
Exons: 18
Coding region: 1-2826 (941 amino acids)
Molecular function (GO): protein binding
Source: RefSeq, a predicted model, not a curated record